This is a messenger RNA of Triticum turgidum subsp. durum (durum wheat), 1959 nucleotides long. NCBI's taxonomy places the organism in Eukaryota, Viridiplantae, Streptophyta, Magnoliopsida, Poales, Poaceae. The record is from the annotation of a GenBank genome assembly.
AUGGCUGUUCGCAUGUUUAGGACAAAAGUGGGUUCAUUUCAGCAUCAUGUACGUGGAUGUGUUGCUUUCAGCACGGAGCGACCAAAACUUGUUACAGUGGGAAUCGACUUUGGAUGCAAAAAUUCAAGAGUUGCAAUAAUAGACUCCUUGGUUCCACAUGUUGUUGACAGUGAAAUUGGCCGUUUCACACCAUCGUAUGUCACAUUUACACAACAGAAUUCAUAUCUACCAUAUAAAUGGAGUCUACAACACUUGGACCCUGUUGGUAACUGUGUUGCAGUUGGAGAACUGGCAAAGCGUAGAAUGUGGAGACAACCUUCAGAUGUUGUUUAUAACAUAAAAAGUUUGAUAGGAAAGCAAUUUCAGGAUCCCUCUGUCCAAGAAAUGAGGAGAAGGGUCCAUUUCAGCAUUAUUGAAGGACCUGGAGGAGAAGCUUGGGUGGGAAUUUGUGGAAUGGAGUUUUCUCCUGUUUGUAUCGCAACUGCAAUCUUCCAAAAACUGAAGCAUAUUGUUCUGAUGGACCAGUUUCAUGAUGAGCUGCAGGCAGUGAUAAGUGUGCCUGCUUUCUUUGAUGAACUGCAGAAGGAGCACAUAAAGUCAGCUGCACACAGAGCAGGCUUCAAGCUAUUGCAACUAAUAGAUGAACCAAUAGCUGCUGCGCUUUCUAGCAUAACAACUGAAGAUGGUAUUGUUGUUGUUUUUGGCAUGGGUGCCGGGUCUUAUAGUGUCACAAUCCUUCGUGUGUCUCCUGACAGAAAAAUUGAGAUCAGAACUCAAUUUGCUGACACCUCUGUCGGUGGGGAUCAGUUUGAUGACAAACUCGUGGAUUUUAUUGGUCGACAAAUACUUGAAGGUCAUUCAGUUGACAUUCGUGGAGAUAUAUAUGCUAUGAAAAUGGUUGCAGAAGCGGUGGAGCAAGCUAAGGUUGAAUUAUCAAGCAAGCCUGCGGUUACAGUUUCAGUCCCUUCCUUCAGCACAUCUGUCCCAGGACCUGUUGAUCUUAACAUUAAAAUUUCUCGCCCGCUGUUUGAGAAGUUGGUCAAGGACUUGCUAGGACAAAUUAAAGUCAAGUGUCAGAGUAUUUUGGAAGAUGCUAAGGUAUCUACCGAGGAUAUCAAGGAAAUCGUAUUGUUUGGGGGGAUGACCAGAGUUCCGAAGAUACAGGGAAUCAUUUGUGAAGUCUUUGGUCAGAACCUGAACACUAAGGUGAACCCUGAAGAAGCUGUUGUUGUAGGAUCUGCGAUUCAAGCUGCUCUCAUUCUAGAAGAUGAACAAGAGAUUAGUGAUGAUAUGAUUCCGCUCUCUAUUGGAUUUGAGUCCUCAAAAGGAAUUUUUACCAAAGUGAUUCCAAGACACAGCACCCUUCCAAUAAAACGGACAGUAAAGAUUCCUACUUGGUUGGAUUAUGGCGAGCGCAAGUGUAUCAGAAUAUUUUUCGGGGAGCAUGUGAUGGUUCAGCAUAAUAUCCUAUUGGGUGAGACACAGGUAAUCAAUAAUAGAGGCUCAUUUCAAGGUUGUGUUUAUUUUGAACUGACAUUGGAAGUUGACAAGGAUUAUGUGGUUAAAGUGAGAUGUGCUGGUGAUGAAGUGCCGUUGUCUUUCCCCAUAAACCCAAAGGACAGAUUGAAAGAGAACGUGGACAAGGCUGUCAAAAGGGCUCUACUUGACUGGACAAUGACCGGUACAGAAAUCCGUGCUAGGUUAGGAAAUCUGUCAAAGCAUACAAUGAAUACCCUUGACGAUGUCUUGUCUGUGAGGAAGGAUGAACUUCCAGAAGACCUUUGUAAGGAAGCAUUGAAUGCAUUGGCUGAUUUGCAGAAAUUGUUGGAUGGAGAUCUCGAGAUGUUGAAGGCCAAGAUGCUCUCUGCUAAGUCAGUGGAAUCAAAAAUUCUAAACUGGCUGCCACCAUCAGAAUUGCGCGACAGUGACCAUGAAGAUUAUGAAUAUAGAGAUGCGUAG